Vigna unguiculata (cowpea) is the source of this 684-nucleotide messenger RNA. RefSeq lists its product as uncharacterized. The record is from RefSeq and is a predicted model, not a curated record. Lineage: Eukaryota; Viridiplantae; Streptophyta; Magnoliopsida; Fabales; Fabaceae.
AUGCAGCAGAUGGAGGCUGCUAGGGUAGCUGCCGAGGAUGCCCACCAGCAGCAUAUGGAGGCCCUCCGCCAGCUGGAGGAAAGCAGGACGGCUACACCUGUCUUUGGUCCUAAGCCACGACCUACAGUCAGGGAUUGGAGCCUAGAAGACUUUCUGGAACAUCAUCCAGUGAAAUUUGACGGUAAAGCUAGCCUAGAUGCAGCAGACCAGUGGCUGAAGGAUAUAGAGAGGAUCUUCAAUGCGAAGAUGUGCCCAGCAAAGAACAGAUUGGCGUUUGCGGUAUACAUGCUCACGGGUGAGGCAAAGCAUUGGUGGAUUUACAUGAAGUCCAUCAUGGAGGAGAGGGAUGAGCCAGCCACGUGGGAAGCUUUUAGGGGGAAGUUUCUCUCCGAGUACUUUCCUGACAGUGUUAGAUACGCGAAGGAGGUGGAGUUUCUCCAGUUGACGCAAGGAGGAAAAUCUGUGAUUGAGUAUGCUGAGAAGUUCAAGCACUUCAGCCGCUUCUACACUCUACCGCUUGACAAAGAAUGGAGAUGCAACAAGUUCGAGAAUGGUCUCCACGGUGAUAUCCGCUUGAUGAUGGCUCCAUUGUCCAUCAAGGAUUUUGUUGCUCUGGUGGAGAAAGCUAGAGUGAUGGAGAAGAGGAAGCGUGUAGUAGAAGGUCGACACCCACAACAACCAUAG